This is a messenger RNA of Aureobasidium pullulans EXF-150, 591 nucleotides long. RefSeq names its product DUF1783-domain-containing protein. Lineage: Eukaryota; Fungi; Ascomycota; Dothideomycetes; Dothideales; Saccotheciaceae. Gene Ontology annotation, biological process: mitochondrial respiratory chain complex IV assembly. Gene Ontology annotation, cellular component: mitochondrial inner membrane. Bases 1 to 591 code for a protein of 196 amino acids. The transcript has 2 exons. The record is from RefSeq and is a predicted model, not a curated record.
AUGCCGCCACGACUACCGCUCCGCAAGCCCCUCGAGGCUCUCUUCAAGCGCAACAAUGCCACCAAUCUCACAUGCCGCCGCACCCUCAUCGCACCGCCGAAACCAAACUCGGGUCCUUUGAUGGAGCGCCGCGCCGACCGCGCCCUUCCUGACAUGACUCCCUCGAAAUCAUGGAUGAUCACCGCACCCCUCUUCCUCGCCGCCAUGGCUGUCUCCACCCUCGCCAUCUUCAACUACCAAAAGCAAAACUCCUCGGUCGUAACCAGCACAAUGUACUCAUUGCGAACAAAUGCCUUGGCAAGAGAGAUCCUUGGAGAUGAAGUGUACUUUGCAAGCAAGAUUCCUUAUAUCGGUGGAGAGAUCAACCAGUUGCAUGGAAAGAUUGAUGUCGUUUACUGGGUCAAGGGAACGAGACAGCAGGCGAAGAUGAGGUUCAAGAGUCAUAGACCUACAAGGAUGGGUAUUUUCGAGACAACAGAGUGGAGUCUGGAAUUGGAGGAUGGCACCUUGAUCGAUUUGCUCAACGCUACCAACACCGAUCCUUUUGUCGCUACACCCAUGGAGGCAAAGGCCAUCGCUGCUGAGGCCUAA